AUGGAUUUCAAUGAUGCUAAAGCGGAAAAUAGUAUUUUUUUUCAACGUGGAGUUUAUCCUGCUGAAGACUUUAAAUGGGUAAAGAAAUACGGACUAAAUGUUUUAAUGACACUCGAUGACAAUGUUAAACUGUAUUUAAAGAGGUUGUUAAAUCAAAUAGAAAGUUGGUUGAUGGCUGGUAAAGUAGAUAGGCUUGUUCUGGCAAUCAUCUCAUGCGAAACACGCGAGACGCUUGAAAGAUGGCAAUUUGAAAUUGAAAUCAUCGAUGAAAAUAAAGCACAAGACAGUUCCACAAGAAAAGACAAACCAUAUGACGAAAUACAAAAAGAAAUUCAAGGAAUUAUCCGUCAAAUAACAGCCAGUGUUUCAUUUUUACCAGUUCUAGAAGAUAAAUGCACGUUCUCUAUAUUGGCUUACACGGAUAAAGAUAUCGAAGUGCCGGCUGAAUGGAGAGAUGGUGAUCCGCAUCUUAUACCAAAUGCCGAACAAGUUAGACUUCGAUCAUUUUCGACGAUGUCGAGGAUAUACCAAAAAUGGGGUUCGUUAAAGCAGGGUAACUAUUGA
Molecule: messenger RNA, 564 nt
Organism: Racocetra persica
Lineage: Eukaryota; Fungi; Glomeromycota; Glomeromycetes; Diversisporales; Gigasporaceae
Source: the annotation of a GenBank genome assembly